AUGCCCGCCGCCUACGUUGGCACGGAACACCUCAUCAACGACACCUCAGUUGACGGUGGCCCCAUUGACGAUAUCGACACCAAAUCAGUGGAAAAGGACACAUACGGCAGCGACCUUGAGAAGCAGCUGGACUCUGACGAAGAGAUCAAUGUCCGAUAUUUGUCUACAGACCAUCCGGAAGGGAAAGAGCUCACGCCUAAUGAGGCGUUCACUUGGGCUGUCUAUGGAGACCAGUCGCCUUUCCCAGAAGUAGCGGCUUGUGUGCCCAACACGGAUGACCCGAACAUGGCCUGUAACACCGUUCGAGCUUUGUCAGGGGGCUACCUUCCUUAG
This is a messenger RNA of Cryptococcus wingfieldii CBS 7118, 333 nucleotides long. RefSeq lists its product as hypothetical. The coding region runs from base 1 to 333 and encodes 110 amino acids. The record is from RefSeq and is a predicted model, not a curated record. The transcript has 3 exons. Lineage: Eukaryota; Fungi; Basidiomycota; Tremellomycetes; Tremellales; Cryptococcaceae.